Molecule: messenger RNA, 682 nt
Organism: Zingiber officinale
Lineage: Eukaryota; Viridiplantae; Streptophyta; Magnoliopsida; Zingiberales; Zingiberaceae
Product: argininosuccinate synthase, chloroplastic-like
Exons: 1
Coding region: 16-444 (142 amino acids)
Biological process (GO): urea cycle; L-arginine biosynthetic process
Cellular component (GO): cytoplasm
Molecular function (GO): ATP binding; argininosuccinate synthase activity
Source: RefSeq, a predicted model, not a curated record
AUCGGACGAAUAGACAUGGUCGAGAAUCGCCUAGUUGGCAUGAAGUCCAGGGGUGUCUAUGAAACCCCUGGCGGAACAAUCCUUUGGGCAGCUGCUCGCGAGCUUGAAUCCUUGACUCUAGACAGGGAAACCAUUCAGAUGAAGGACUUGCUAGCACUCAAGUACGCUGAACUGGUGUACGCUGGCCGUUGGUUCGACCCUCUCCGCUAUGCCAUGGACGCCUUCAUGGAGAGGAUCACAGAGACCACAACUGGAUCUGUCACGCUCAAGCUGUACAAGGGAUGUGUCACUGUUACAUCGCGGACAAGCCCGCAUAGCUUGUACAGGGAGGACAUCUCUUCUUUUGAGACUGGAGCAAUCUACAACCAGGCAGAUGCUGCUGGGUUCAUUCGUCUCUAUGGACUUCCUACUAGGGUGCGGGCAAUGCUCGAGAAGGGCCUAUGAUGUUUUUAUCUCCUCUGUUGGUAGCAAAUAGCAGUUCAUCAAAUAUUCAAAUGCUCAAACAGUUUGGAUGUGGCAGUGUGUUUGCAAUCUCCUAAGUGAUAGCCUGAAGGCAGAUUAUGAUAAGUUAUGGUUUAAUCGUUUGUUUCAUUCCUGUGCCGACUCUAUCGAAGCAGUUUGUGAACUCUUUGUUUGAUGUUUAAGAAAAAUCUUUGAUGCAGCGAGUAUAGUUGAACUAUUA